CACGAGCAGGCAGGAAGAUGGCGGCGAGCUGGCUGUGUGGCUCUGGUGCCCUGAGAGCGGUGUGGCGAGGGAAUGUGCUCAGGUAUUUGGAAAGCUCAUUAUUACUUAAUUGGAAGAAUUGUAAAGUUUGGAGAAGAAUUAAUUGGUCUAUUGGUGAAGUAGUAUUUGAGGUGUGACAAGAUUCAUAAACGAGGCUGUCUCUCGUUACCAGUGAAUAGGAGUGGCUGUCACUAUAUGAACCUGGCAUGGGCUCUACAGACUCGUUCUUACAUUUCUGCUCCAUGUAGCGUGACAAUACAACAAUGCAGGCAAAGCAGCUUUUUCAACAAAUUGACAGCUGAUGAGCUGUGGAAAGGGGUUUUGGCAGAGACCGGUGCUGGAGCAAGGAAAGGAAGAGGAAAGCGAACCAAGAAAAAGUUCAGGAGGGAUCUCAAUAGAGGCCAGAUCAUUGGAGAAGGACGUUCUGGUUUCCUUUGGCCUGGUCUUAAUACUCCUGUAAUGAAAAGUGGGGCAGUCCAGACAAUUGGUCAGCGAGACAAAGAGGAGCAGGAGAAGGUGCAGUCUGAAAUUAUCCGGCAGAGGGAUGAGUGGGAGAAGAGAAGAAAAACAAAGGUGAAGAGAGAGAGAGGCUGGACUGGAAAUUCCUGGGGAGGCAUCAGUCUGGGGCCCCCUGAUCCAGGUCCUAAUGGAGAAACUUAUGAAGACUUUGACUCCAGGAUAAUUGAGGUGAAAAAUGUAUUUAAUAUGACAGCAAAGGAGGGAAGAAGAAGAUCAGUUAGUGCCCUUGUGGUUGUUGGAAAUGGAAACGGGGCUGCAGGUUUUGCAGUGGGGAAAGCAAGUGACAGGAUGACAGCUUUAAGAAAAGCAAAGAACAGAGCAAUUCACUAUUUACACUAUGUAGAGCGAUAUCAAAACCACACAAUUUACCAUGAUAUUUCAACAACUUUUAAAAGAACAACCAUCCGGAUGAAAAAGCAAAACAAAGGGCAUGGUCUUCAUUGCCAUCGAGCCAUCAUUACCAUCUGCAAACUAAUUGGCAUUACAGACCUGUAUGCCAAACUUUCUGGAUCGAACAACCUACUUAACCUCACCAGAGCUCUCUUUAAGGGUUUAGCAAAACAGGAAACCCAUCAAGAGCUAGCAGAUAAGAAAAACCUCUACGUGGUAGAAUUCCGUGAGGAGUGUGGCCCCCUGCCUAUCAUAGUUGCUUCACCUAAUGGAGAUGUCAGGAAGGAACCAGAGCCUGUGGAUGAGGUUCCUAAUACCAAGCUGGAAUGGAGCGAACUGAGAAUAGCUCAAGGAAUGAAACGCUCUUCCUGGGCAAAUGUCAAAAGGACAGUGUGGUGAAGAGCUGGCAUCUGCCCGUGCCAAUAUUCAAAGAGGUACCACCACACAA
Messenger RNA from Gopherus flavomarginatus (Mexican gopher tortoise), 1396 nucleotides. It is a transcript of the gene MRPS5, whose product is annotated as mitochondrial ribosomal protein S5. Gene Ontology annotation, cellular component: ribosome. The record is from RefSeq and is a predicted model, not a curated record. The coding region runs from base 235 to 1347 and encodes 370 amino acids. The transcript is spliced from 12 exons. Gene Ontology annotation, biological process: translation. NCBI's taxonomy places the organism in Eukaryota, Metazoa, Chordata, Testudines, Testudinidae. Gene Ontology annotation, molecular function: RNA binding; structural constituent of ribosome.